AUGGGACGCACCAUGGAGGAUGCCUCCAUUGGCAUCAUCGGCAUGGGCGAUAUGGGCAAGAUGUAUGCCCAGCGCCUCAGCGCUGCUGGAUGGAGACCUGAGAACUAUGAAUCUUUGAAACAAGAGUUCGCUUCUCAACAAAAAGUCACCAUAUUCCCGAAUGGCCAUCUCGUUUCCAGAAUUAGCGAUUUCAUUCUAUACAGUGUAGAGGCCGGCGUCAUCGACCGAGUCGUGGCACAGUACGGGCCCUCAACCAAGGUCGGAGCGAUCGUCGGUGGUCAAACUUCCUGCAAGGCUCCGGAGCUUGCAGCAUUCGAAAAACACCUGCCGACAGAUGUAGAGAUCGUAUCAUGCCAUUCGCUGCACGGGCCCAAGGUCAACCCCAAGGGACAGCCGCUGGUCCUGAUCCAGCAUCGAGCCUCGGACGAAAGUCUGCAAUUCGUUGACCGCAUUUUGUCGUCGUUCGGAUCCAAGCAUGUUUACCUCACCGGCGAAAUGCACGACCGCAUUACGGCUGAUACGCAGGCUGUGACCCACGCUGCGUUCCUGAGCAUGGGAACCGCAUGGCAGGCCAAUAAGCAAUUCCCCUGGGAAAUCUCUCGGUGGGUUGGUGGCAUUGAGAACGUCAAGAUCAAUAUCACCCUGCGCAUCUAUUCGAACAAAUGGCAUGUCUAUGCUGGUCUGGCGAUUCUGAACCCGGCAGCCAAGCAGCAGAUCCGCCAGUACGCCGAGUCGGUUACGGAUCUCUACAAGCUUAUGAUCGGAGGACACCGUGAAGAACUCAAGAAACGAGUUAUAUCGGCUGGUGCCUCGGUGUUUAAGGAGGGCCAAGAGGGUCAGGAUCUUUUGCUGAAGGAUGAGGUGCUUGAUCGGUUCUCUCUAUCCAACCGGUCUCGUGAGAAGUCUCCCCCGAACAGCCACCUCAGCCUGCUUGCUAUCGUCGACUGUUGGUCGAAACUCGGCAUUGUUCCUUAUGACCAUAUGAUCUGUUCGACCCCGCUGUUCCGUCUGUGGCUAGGUGUCACCGAAUACCUGUUCCGCAACCCUGAACUCUUGGAUGAAGCAUUGGACACUGCGAUUGACGACAACACAUUCCGCUCGGAUGACCUCGAAUUCACAUUCGCUGCACGGGCUUGGUCGGAUUGCGUUUCCUUCGGGGACUUUGAGUCCUACCGUGAUCGCUUCGAGCGAAUUGCCUCGUACUUCGCUCCUCGUUUCCCCGAAGCUUCCCAGCUUGGAAACGAGAUGAUGAAGACGAUCCUAGAGAAGACAUCCAAGUCUUAA
Messenger RNA from Penicillium argentinense, 1284 nucleotides. RefSeq names its product prephenate dehydrogenase (NADP(+)). Gene Ontology annotation, biological process: L-tyrosine biosynthetic process. Gene Ontology annotation, molecular function: prephenate dehydrogenase (NADP+) activity; NAD+ binding; prephenate dehydrogenase (NAD+) activity. The transcript has 7 exons. NCBI's taxonomy places the organism in Eukaryota, Fungi, Ascomycota, Eurotiomycetes, Eurotiales, Aspergillaceae. The record is from RefSeq and is a predicted model, not a curated record. Bases 1 to 1284 code for a protein of 427 amino acids.